UUGGCCUAGUGGGCCUAGUGCGUAGCAGAUCAUUAGUAAAUAGCAGUAGUUUGUUUUUUUGUUGUUUGGUCAUUUUGACAUUGUCAUGUUGUCCAUCCCUCCACGCACCAACAGUACACGCAAUGUUCAUAUUUCAAAUUUAUAUCAAUAUGUUAUGUGUUUGUUUAGAUUGUGUUUUGUUUAUAUACUCUCAAUCGCCUGGAGUUGAUGGAUAAACACCUUGCUGAACACGUUGCUCGGCUAAGUUUAAGUCGUCCGGUUUUCAUGCCUGAAACUGACAGUUUCCAAUGUUGAUGUCACACCUUCAUGCCCAGUUACCUCACAGUUCAUCAUGAUUAUGAUCCAUCAUUUGUCCAUCAUGACCUCGCCGAUGUCACGCGGUCCUCGCUCUUUUUACUGCGAUCGGAGUCGGGGAUGGGGAAGAAUUAGAGCAGGUCUUUGAGCAGUCCAUGGAAGCGGGACAUCCAGCCUUGGUGGAGAACAUGCUUGAAACCGUGGAUGCAGUGCUACAACCGGUGAUCGCCCGCAACACCUUGAUCUCGCACGGCACCAAGCGAGUCCUCAAGCUGGGAGAGAAGCAGCAUCCGUGUGAUGAGGAUCUGCUGCUCUUCGUCCGGAUCGUGAAGCUGGAGCGUCCGGAUUUGCCGCGCAUCAAGCGGUCGUGUGACCUCAUCCAACAGCAGAACGAGUUCAAAGUGGCAGAUUUGGAAGCCUAUCUCUUAGGGAAGCUGGCGGGAGCUGAUAGCGACAUCCUGGAGGACACCGAGCUGGUCUUUGGAUUGGAGGAUGCCAAGUUUACCUCGGAUGAAGUGAAAGAGAAGGCGACGGAUCGGGUGAAGCCGCGAAGUGAAGGAGUGGUGACCUUUGCCAUCUAUUCCUCGUUGUGGUCUACUCGAUGCAGACAAGCUGACCGUGGCCUCCAUGUUGGCCCUCAAGAUCUUGGCCGAUCAGGCACCGAUCAGGCGACGGCGCAUUCGUUGGGCGGCGGCAUGCUGUACGACCUCUCAUCGCUUCCCUGGUGCAUCAAGAUCGCGGACGUGGCGCCAACGGAUCUGAAGGCGAACCUGCGACGGGCCAACGCCAGGACGGUCUCCCAGGAACACAUCGCCUGUCAGAAGCCUAAGGAGUUCAAGGCCACCCUCUUCGCGCUUGACUUCUUCCAUUCCUUGGUCUUGGGCCGUGUGAAGUUUGGGUCUCAAGGAUGGUCCAAGAAGUACCCUUUCAACGACGGCGACCUGACCAUUUAUGCGCAGGUGUUGUGCAACUACCUCAACAACGCGGAGAGCGGUCCGUUUCCAACGGACGUUCCCUGGCAGCUCCGGUACAUCACGGAUCAGGACAGGCGAGUGCUGCGAAAGACGUCCGAGUUGCCCGCGCUGCUGACCAACAUGUCUUUGGCCCGCUUCAAAUUGCCUGAUGCUUCCAAGCUUGAGUACAGCUCCUACCAAACGUUGAUCGAAGAGCCGCAACUCUUUGGCUUGCAUCCCAACGCCGAGAUCGGGUUCUUGACCAGCCAGGGUAUCAACAUCUUCAAGACUGUCCAGAUGGUGUCCGGUGACACUGCCGCGGCCACCAUGGAUUUGGUUGCUUGUACUCCCCACAUCGCCAAGUACAAGGACGAUUUGCCCCAAGAUCUGGACAUGGCAGAGAUCCGCGGCAGGUUGCGAGAAGAGGAUUGCACGCCACAGGCUUUGCCUUCGCCUACGACCAAGUCGGCAUUGCACGUGGCGCGCGCAGGGGCUGUCGAAGAGACCGCCAGCGUGAAGUGUCGUUUUCCGCAGCGAGCGGGACGUGCCAAGCGAAACAAGGACUACACCCAUGUAGAAGUCCGUCUUCCUCCACCUCGCCAACAGCGAGUCCGUCCUCGAGUCCAACGAGGAUCCAGGCUUUAUCCGUUUCGAAGAGGAGAACCUCACCAACGUGGAGGAGUUCCAGGCAAAGAUCCUGGAGGUCCCCGUCAUCCGCCGAAACGGUGCAGCUGGCAAGGCGCCAAAGAUCCAGCGCCAAAGAUCCACUCCUCAACUCGGGAGCGGCCAAAGCGUUGGAUCCCGUGAUGAAGCGCCUCGCUGAGUACCACCACGAGCAGAAGGAGGAGCAAGUAGCAGAGCUGCAGAAGAAGAAGGACGUCAAGGGCUCCGAGGAGUGAGAGAAGAGUUGACGACGGGUCGACCGACCUGCAG
Molecule: messenger RNA, 2180 nt
Organism: Durusdinium trenchii
Lineage: Eukaryota; Dinophyceae; Suessiales; Symbiodiniaceae
Source: the annotation of a GenBank genome assembly